AUGAACAGCAACAAUGUACACUCGAGGUACACCAUCGUGAAGAAAGGGAAGUUGGUAACGUUCUACAGGAACGGUGACCCCUAUCACAAGGGUCUUCAAACGUCCGUCAGUGGAAAGCAUUUCGUCACACUGAGCACUCUCCUGUCUUGGCUGAACGAUAAAAUACCAAUAGCAGCCGGUGUUCAGUACAUCUUCCGACUGCCGGAUGGACACGAAAUUACUGACGUCACACAAUUUGUCGCCGGGAGAUCGUACGCCGUUUCGUCCACUCGUAAACUGAACACGUCCAUUCAAUACGGUGAUGUUUCUCGUAAAUGUCACACGCACGGAGAUGAUGAACCUUGCGAUGAAGAAAGUAUGGCCGUCGUUCCUAGCAGCAAUUUUCAAAAUAACGUAAGUCACGUAGGCAAAGGAAAUAGUCCCAUUAGAAAUAGUAUGCUUCAACAUUCUUGGAACGAGUCUAACCUAGAUUCAAAACCCAAGCACCAAAAAAGUGAUGCAAUUAGUAGGCAGCAAAUUCUCGAUAACUUGAACAACAAAUCACACCACGAAAAACAAAACGACUAUCCUAAUAACAUCGCUGGCGAUGUAUCUUUACUCGAUAACGAUUUCUUAGCGAAGCCAGAAAAAGAAAAUCAUUUCAAACCAUUCACUGAAGAUUUUAAAAGCAGCGUGGAAGCUACGAAUAGUGACGAGGACAAGCAGCCCACUUAUCGUAAUCAUCCUAGGUACUACCUACCACGCUCAGAACCUCGGUCGUUUCAAAGUUCCGCAGAAAGUAGCGGCUCUGGUAGUGACAAACUAAGCAGAUUUGAACUACCACGCAAUAAAACUUUUCUACCGGUAUAUGAAUCAGACCAGGACACGCUACCAGAUAAAAGAAAUUCUAGCAGGAAAGAAAGUGUUGCUAAAUACGAAAAAACCUCUCGAACACAACGUCCUCGCAAAAAUUCUGAUGUUAGAUCUACUAGAAAGUCAGACAGCCUGCCUAGGCUAGACACAUACCGACAAGGCAAAACGGAUAACAACGCCGAAUGGAAUCCUAACAAGUCAGUCGGAUUACCAAAUGACAAAAACUAUCACAUAAUCGGAUCGUAUUCGGCAAAUGAAGAUCUUAGCCAUCACAUGCCCAACCACGUACAAAGUCCCAAAAUCUGGUCACCUUUGUCUCUUCAAAAUGACGAUAGCAGACGAAUGCAAAAUUUUAGAAAAGCAAAGCCAAGGAUAAUUCUAAUAAGAAGUAACACUGUUAGAAAAAGUAAGCAGAGAGUUAUCUUCAAUCCUAAUGUUGCCCAGUUAUUUGAAGAAGUCUUGAGAGAUAUGGAAAAUAUGGUCAAAUUGUUAUAUCCACCGGCUACAGCUCUUUUUACGGCUGAAGAACCAUUCGUUAAGGUUUUGAGUUUCUCUCACCUGUCCACAGAGCUGAGAAGCUGUGAAGAGUUUUUGGUCUGUGGCAGAGAAGCUUUACCUAUCGAAAUACAUCCAGAUCAUAUCGGGUCGUACCAACCUAGCGUACAUAAAGGUGCUCAUGAUCGCGGCUUUUUACCCCCCGUAAAGACUUUCAGAUCGGAAGAUAAUAUAUAUCUAGACAAUUUACUCUUUUUCAAAGGCACGAGUAACCACCACACAAAGCCGCAGGUUAGAGAUAGACAGAAAAAUAGUGAUACCACUCCACCCGUUACGAGCAGUUCCAUGAGGCUCGUCAACAUUUAUCUAGGCGAAAAACCAAAAGAUGAAAAUAUAGCAUGUGACGGGAAAAACUGCAAUUGCAGGCUGCAUGAAACUCUGUUCAAACUCAUCAAAACCGACCACCAGGACAGCGGAGAUUUCAAGUGA
Messenger RNA from Helobdella robusta, 1836 nucleotides. RefSeq lists its product as hypothetical. The record is from RefSeq and is a predicted model, not a curated record. Gene Ontology annotation, biological process: intracellular signal transduction. Bases 1 to 1836 code for a protein of 611 amino acids. Lineage: Eukaryota; Metazoa; Annelida; Clitellata; Rhynchobdellida; Glossiphoniidae. The transcript has 4 exons.